CUCGCCCCUCUGGCUACUUCCCCGGUGAGUGUUGGCCCCGAAGCGAUUCUAGGACUUCUGAGAGGAAAAAGUCAGCACCGGCUCUGCAAGACUCGGGCCAGCACCAUGGGCUGACUUGGCCUUCCGUGAUGGAAAACGAGUGCAGGGCGUACGGGGAGUGGGGGACUUGUGCAGAUGCGGGCCGGCGUGGAACCUGCCCCUGACAUGCGGGGAACGUGGGGCUGUACGAGGUGCUCAAGCUCUGGAUUCUCUGGAAUAUGAACUUCGGAAGAGCAGCGACAAGGAGGACUGAUUAGUUCUUAUAUUUCUAAAAGCAUGGCCCAUUUUCAGGAGUCAGUGAAGUUCAGGGAUGUGGCCAUAGCCUUCUCUCAGCAGGAGUGGGAGAGUCUGGAUUCUGCUCAGAGGGACUUAUACAGAAAUGUGAUGUUGGAGAAUUAUAGUAACUUGGUCUCACUGGCAGGACAUUCCAUUUCUAAACCAUACUUGAUUACCUUAUUGGAACAAUGGAAAAAGCCCUGGAUGAUAAUGAGGGAAGAUGCGAGAAGACUGUGCACAGAUUUGCAGUUGAAGGAUGAGCUAAUCAGCCAUCAAGAAAUGCCCACUUAUGAAAAAUUUACAUCUUUUGCUCUACAUGAGGGAAUUCUUAACAAAGAGAAACCACGUGAAUAUCAGGAAAUUGGGAAGACUUUUAGUCAAGGCUCAAAGCAUGUUCAACAUGAGAGAAUAUGUACUAGUGGAAACCUCUACAAAUGUAAAGAAUGUGGGAAGAACUUUAGUAAUGGACAUCAACUUACUAUACACCAGAGAUUUCAUGUUGGUGAGAAGCCCUAUGAAUGUAAGGAUUGUGAGAAGGCUUUUAUGAGGGGCUCAGCCUUUGUUAAACAUGGGAGAAUUCAUACUGGUGAGAAACCUUAUAAAUGUAAGGAAUGUGGAAAGGCCUUUAGCAGUAGCCAUCAAUUUACUGUACAUAAGAGUAUUCAUAUUGGUAAGAAACCUUAUGAAUGUUGGGAAUGUGGAAAAGCUUUUUGUAGUAACUCAUACCUUGUUCAACAUCAAAGAAUCCAUAAUGGUGAGAAACCCUAUGAAUGUAAGGAAUGUGGGAAAGCUUUUAUAGUGUAUGGAAAACUUCUUCGGCAUCAGAAUAUUCAUACUGGUAAAAAACCUUUCCUAUGUAAGGAAUGUGGGAAGGCCUUUAGUACCUCCUCAUACCUUGUUCAACAUCAGAGAAUUCAUACCGGUGAGAAACCCUAUGAAUGUAAAGAAUGUGGGAAGGCCUUUAGUACAAGCUCUCCCCUUGUUAAACAUCAAAGAAUUCAUACUGGCGAGAAACCCUAUGAAUGUAAGGAAUGUGGGAAAGCUUUUACUGUAUAUGGACAACUUACUCGGCAUCAGAGUAUUCAUACUGGUGAGAAACCCUUUGAAUGUAAAGAAUGUGGAAAGGCUUUUAGACUUAGUUCAUUUCUUAGUGCACAUCAGAGAAUUCAUGCAGGAGUAAAGCCCUAUGAAUGUAAGGAAUGUGGGAAAGCCUUUAGUCGUGCCUCAUAUCUUGUUCAACAUGAGCGACUUCAUACUGGUGAGAAACCCUAUGAGUGUAAGGAAUGUGGGAAGGCCUUUAGUACUGGCUCAUACCUUGUUCAGCAUCAGAGAAUUCAUACUGGUGAGAAACCCUAUGAAUGUAAGGAGUGUGGUAAGGCCUUUAUUAGUCGCCAUCAACUUACUGUUCAUCAGAGGGUUCACACAGGUGAGAAACCCUAUGAAUGUAAAGAAUGUGGAAAGGCCUUUAGAGUGCAUGUACAUCUCACACAACAUCAGAAAAUUCAUAUUGAUGUGAAACCCUAUGAAUGUAAGGAAUGUGGGAAAACUUUUAGUCGUGCCUCAUAUCUUGUCCAACAUGGAAGAAUUCAUACUGGUGAGAAACCCUAUGAGUGUAAGGAGUGUGGCAAGGCCUUUAGUUCUGGCUCAUACCUUAUUCAACAUCAAAGAAUUCAUACAGGGGAGAAACCCUAUGAAUGUAACAAAUGUGGGAAAGCCUUUACUGUGUAUGGACAGCUUAUUGGACAUCAGAGUAUUCAUACUGGUGAGAAACCCUUUGAAUGUAAGGAAUGUGGGAAGGCCUUUAGACUUAAUUCAUUCCUUACUGAACAUCAGAGGAUACACACUGGUGAGAAACCCUUUAAAUGUAAAAAAUGUGGGAAGGUCUUUAGCUAUAGUUCAGCCCUGAAAGCACAUCAGAGAAACCAUACAGGUGUGAAACCCUAAUAAUUUAAGUUAUGUGGGAGAUCCUUUUUGCAUGGCUCAAACAUUGUUCAGCAGAGAGUUCAUAUGGUAAGAAGCUUUUAAAUGUAAGGAAUGUUGGUAGGUCAUUAGAAAAUAUACUCACCCUGUAUGGUAUGUGAAUACAUCUCAAUAAAAUUGAAUUAUUAAAAAAAAGAAAGAAAGAAAAUAUACUCACCUUUCUUAUGUUAAAGAAUACAUAAUCAGGAAAACAUAAGAAAGUCUUCAUCUGUCAUUCUUGUUUAUAUGCUAUCAGAAUAUUCAAAAUUGAAACCAAUUAAGAAAAAGGUGGGAAACCUUUAGCUUUGGCACGCAUGUCAUUCCACUACCUAACAAUGUACCUGACAUUAGGCACCAUACAUACCACCUGUAGGCAUUGUUUUAAAAUGGAGAUAACAGAACCUACAUACUUGUAAAAGCCUAUGCUCAAUAAUUAUUUUAUUAUUAUUUUUGUAACUGCUAGUGAAAUUUUGAGUAAGACCCUACAGGUGUAGUUAAUUUAGAAAUGCCCCAAUAUCCAUACAUCCAUUUUAGAAUUUUAGAUACAUCUUUCAGGAUAAAACUUUGCAGAAAGAAAGGAAUAUGGGAGGAUAUUCUUUUAGAGCUCAUCUCUUAAGUUGCAGCAAACAGUUCUUGAAAGAUGCCCAGUGUUUUAAUGUGCAUAAAGAUGUUAAGAAGAGCCUGUAAUCCACAUAUUUUGUCCAAAACUCUAGAUAAAUUGGAAAUUAAUAAUAGGAUAGCAAAAAGUAGAGUAUCCUCUUGGAAAUUUCUUUUACAAUUUUUUUACAUGGGAGUUUUUAACAAAUAAAUUGUCACCCAUCCUUGGUAACGUUUUGCCUUAUUUAUUUUAUUUCUACCACUUUCAUAUCUGUACAUAAUUAUUUCUACAGCAUCUGAGAGGAAGUUGUAGGUAUGACCCUUCACCCCUAAAUAUUAGUCUCUUUUACUCAAAAGCCCCUCCUCUUUUCAUGACUUUGGUUUUUUGAAGCAUCCAAGGAAAUUUUGUUAUAGAUUGCCUCACAUUCUGUAUUUUAUUGUUUCCUCAUGCUGCCAUUUAACUUGUUCCUUCCAUCAUUUUUUCUAUAUUAUAGAAGUUGUAAAGGUUUUAUUAAGAUUCUAGAGAACACGUCAAAGGUUAUGCUGCAUAUUUCUGUAAACACAUAAUAUCAGGUUUCCCCACAGUUAGUAAUGCUGUGUUAAAACUUGGUUCAGAUCAUCAUUACUAGAACUUUUCAUUGUAAGGUUUAUUUUUGCAAUGGUAGUCUGAAUAAUAUUUUUAAUAUCUCCAUUUAGGAAGUUGUAAUCACAUGUGUGUAUAAGUUUAAAAUCAAAUUUGAAAUUAUGGUCUGUUCAGGAAAGAAUGAUAAUGAAAUGCCUAUGUAUCAGAAUUUUUGGUAAGUAGCCAAAACUAUAAUUAGAAACUUAAUUAAAAAAUAAAAUAAAGUAAAUUGGAAAAUUAAUGCCUACAACCACUCAGCAGAAACCGGGGCUGAAAGCCAGAAUUUUGUUUUGUUCAUCUCUUUAUCCUGCAACCUAUACAAUAAUUGUUACAGUAUACAUAGUUAAUAAAGCUGAUAAAAGAUGGAAUAAUCAUAUUUAGUUGUUUCAGGACCAUUUGCUGAAAAACAUUACCGUUUUCCACUAAUUGCUUUGUUGAAAAUAAAUAGAUAAUAUAAAUAUACUCACAUUUCUGAAUAUGUUGUUAUACUAUUGUACUGUAUAUCAUUCUUCCAAUACCAAAGAGUAUUGAUUACUGGACAUUUAAAAAAAUGUUUUACUAUUUUAUGCCCUUUUUAUUUCCAUAUUUAUUUUUAAAUCAUCUUGUCAACUUCUAAUGGGAAAAUAGCUUCUGGGAUUAUAGUGUGGAUUGUAUUGAAUCUGUCGAUCAAUAGGGAGAUAAUUCAUAUCUUAACACUAUUGAGUCCACCCAUCUGUGAACAUUACCUCUCCUUUUAUUUAAUUCUUUAAUGUCUCCAGCAAUGUUCUGUAAUCUUCAGUGUUCAAGCCUUCCAUGUAUUUUGUUAAAUUUAUUCCUGAGUAUUUCAUAAUUGCUGAUGUUAUGGUAAUUGUUCUUGUGGAACAGUUAAAAAAUGAUAUUAAUUACUAUUAUAUAGGAAUGAUAUUUUCUUGUAUUAACUCUCUUUCCUACAAGCUCAUUAAAUUUGUUUUUGAGUUCUAGUAGUUUUUUGUAGUUUCCUUAGGAUUUUCUACAUAAACAACUGCCAUUUGUGAAAAUAAAGACAUUUUUAUUUCUUCCUGUCACUUCUGAAUUUUCUUCUCUUACAGCAUUAAUUUCCAGUACAGUAUUGAAUAGAAGGGGUGAGAGUGAACAUUCUUGGCUUUUGUCUAAUCUUGAGGGGGUGUGGAACAUGACAUU
Molecule: messenger RNA, 4651 nt
Organism: Choloepus didactylus (southern two-toed sloth)
Lineage: Eukaryota; Metazoa; Chordata; Mammalia; Pilosa; Megalonychidae
Gene: ZNF30
Product: zinc finger protein 30
Exons: 5
Coding region: 316-2259 (647 amino acids)
Biological process (GO): regulation of cytokine production; negative regulation of transcription by RNA polymerase II; regulation of immune system process
Source: RefSeq, a predicted model, not a curated record